AUGGCGUCUCCACCAGUCGCCGCGAUUCUCGAAAGCCUUGCCACGGCCGGAAAGGCAUUCGACAAGAAUGAAGCCGGCUCGAGAGAAGCUCUUAUCGAGAACAGCCGCGCGCUGGUCGCCGCGCUGGAGAUUCCGAGCGAGUUCAUCCAGCGCAGUUUCUGGGCCGAGCCCGCCAUGUCCGCCAACAUCGCCAUCGCCGUCGAUGUCAAGCUUUUCCAACAUCUAAAGGAGGCGGGCGAUGCGGGGCUCAGCGGUGCGGCGCUUGCUGAGAAGACCGGGUUCGAUGUUGACUUGCUGGAACGCCUCGCAAGGCAUCUCGUGGCGAUGAACAUCCUCACAUAUCACGACGGCGCGUUCCACGCCACGGCCCUGAGCAAGAGCCUCGCGGAGGAAAACUACCAGCACAGCAUCUCCUUCUGCUACGAUGCGGCACGGGCAUCGUUCAACGGCUUCCCGGAAUUCUUCAAGAAGACCGCGUACAAAUCCCCCGCGUCCGGCGGGCUCGACGGCCCCUUCCAAGACGCGCACAAGACGAAGCUCCCAUUCUUUGAAUGGCUGGUCGCGACACCACCAUACCUCCAAUACUUUGGCUCCUUCAUGAGCGCGUACCGCGCCGGCAAGGCGAACUGGUACGACGCGGGCUUCUACCCGGUCGCAGAGCGCAUUAUCACCGGCUUCGACGCCGAGGCCAGUGAUGUCCUGCUCGUCGACGUGGGCGGUGGAGGGGGCCACGACGUCGCCGCCUUCGCCGCGCAAUAUGCCUCGCGCCCGGGCAAGAUCGUCCUUCAGGAUCGUGAGUCCGUGAUCGCAGGUGUGCUGGCGAGCACCGAGGAGCGGUCCUAUGAAGCGCAGCCGCACGACUUCUUCACGCCGCAGCCCAUCCACGCGGCGCGUGCAUACUCGCUCCAUUCCAUCCUCCAUGACUGGAGCGAUGAGAAGGGCGUCAAGAUCCUGGAAAAUUUGGUGCCGGCGCUCAAGAAGGGCUACUCGCGUGUCCUGCUUAACGAGAUCGUGGUCAGCGAGGAGAAGCCGACGCUGGCGGCGACGAGUAUGGACAUGAUGAUGCUGGCGCAUUUCGCGGUCCGGGAGCGGACGGAGGCGAACUGGCGGGCCAUUCUGGCGAAGGCCGGGCUCAAGGUCGUCAACAUCUAUACGUAUCCGGGGGUGGCGGAGAGUCUGAUUGAGGCGGAAUUAGCGUGA
Eremomyces bilateralis CBS 781.70 is the source of this 1200-nucleotide messenger RNA. Its product is annotated as putative hydroxyindole O-methyltransferase. Gene Ontology annotation, molecular function: O-methyltransferase activity. Lineage: Eukaryota; Fungi; Ascomycota; Dothideomycetes; Eremomycetales; Eremomycetaceae. The transcript is spliced from 2 exons. The coding region runs from base 1 to 1200 and encodes 399 amino acids. The record is from RefSeq and is a predicted model, not a curated record.